Messenger RNA from Homarus americanus (American lobster), 5551 nucleotides. It is a transcript of the gene Cap-D3, whose product is annotated as condensin-2 complex subunit D3-like. NCBI's taxonomy places the organism in Eukaryota, Metazoa, Arthropoda, Malacostraca, Decapoda, Nephropidae. Gene Ontology annotation, cellular component: condensed chromosome, centromeric region. The record is from RefSeq and is a predicted model, not a curated record. Bases 25 to 4983 code for a protein of 1652 amino acids. Gene Ontology annotation, molecular function: histone binding. The transcript has 15 exons. Gene Ontology annotation, biological process: mitotic chromosome condensation; meiotic chromosome condensation.
UGAGGUUUUCAAAUAACAUACAAGAUGGCUGAGACAACAGUGGACGCCCGGGCUCAGCAAGUGUUGGAAUUAUUGUCCAAGUUCUCUCUAGAAAAGCUCGACCACAGCUGGAUAAAAUAUGUUAUUGACUCAGACUACACAGAGGUGGAAGAUAUGCCAUCAGAGUUUGAAGACCACCAUUACAGCACAAAUUUAAGCGGUUUGUUUAGUGCUGUCAUCAGUUGUUGUCGCCAGUGGGUAGAUACACUACCACCUAUAUCCACUGAAAAUAGUGAAAAGAGACUGUCCUUUACCAACCUUGACGUUAAUGAAGAUACCACCUUGCACACGAGGUUUUGGAUUGAUUUGUCUGAGGAUGUGAAAGGUCUGUUGGCACUGUUGUUUUAUUACAGUUACCGUGGUCAGCGGUAUGAUGCCAAAGAGGCUGACCGUGAACUGGGCAUCCAGGCUGCUAGUUUGUAUUUUCUUCUCCUAUCUAUCCCUGGCAGUAAUGCUUUUCGAGUUUUCCAUCCCGUUUUGUACCUCAAAUCUCUUGAUAUCAUGCGCUUGACCACAAAGCUGCGAGUUGGAGCUUCAAGCCCGAAGAAGGGCCGUCCUAGUGCCUUGCGUGGAAGCCAGCGGAAGUCGCACGACGACCACUUAGUAGCUGAUGCUGAUGAAGAUGACGAUGCUGAAAUGGCCAUGUUGACCCCAAAUGAAGCAAAUAAAUUGAUAAGAUCUUUGAACAUCCUUUUAAAUGAUUUUUUGAGACUAACUCAAAGAUUUUCAUUGAAGCAUUCGCCAGAGUCUCUGGAUGAAACUAUCAGUAUUCUGAUAGAUGUUUCUCGCUGUGAAACCAACAACGCUCAAGCAAUAUUUAUUGGAAGGCAUGGCUCGGCAACUGUUACAGCCUUGACAUAUAAUGCCUAUGUUGCUCUACAGUCUGUAUGUAAUGUCAUACAUGGUAAAAUCAAGAAAAUAGUCAUCAUAAUCAUGAAACACAUUUUGUACAAUAUACUUAUGGUUUCCAGAGGAUCGUCGGACUUGUCGACCCGCUCCUUGGGAGUUAUCCGGGACCAUUCACAGAUUUUUGUGAAAUAUAUAUUGACCCAGGUAAAGCAAGAUGCAUAUGAAGGGGUUUAUAUUCUCAUCCAGCACCUCUGUAUCCGUGUACCUGACAGGGCAGAGUUUCGACAGAAGACCGCUCAGUCGGUGGUGGAAAUUCUGCGUUAUCUUCCCAUUCAACUUUACACACAUCUUAUGAAAUGGUUCUUCAAGUUCUCACACAAUGAGAAAGCAGGUCAUAGGUUGUUCCUGUUGGAAGUGAUAUCCAAGAUGUUGAGGGAAGAAGAGCGGCACGCCGAGGGGGAGCGAACUCCCGGAGGCCAAGAACGGGAAGUUCGUCCUCAUAGGUCAAGGCUGAAGUCAAUAACAGAGGAAGGUGUGGAGGAAAGUGAUGCGGAACUCAGUUUUGUCAAUGUUUCUGCAGAUCAUCCUGUGGAAGUUCCACCAGAUCGCAACAUCCUCUCACACAAGUUCUUGCUCAGUAUUAUUUUUUCAAGGUGCCGUGACAGUGCUGCCACGGUCCGCUCAAAGGCACUUGCUCUUCUAGCCGACUGCACCUUUUCAACCAAUCCUACCAUAAUGCUUGCUAUGAAGCAGAUUUUCUUUCGUGCCCGGCCGGCAAUGUUUGCAACACCACAUAUUUCAAAUAAUAAUAUCAACCUUGAGUCUCCAAUUGAACUUGAUGGAGAGGAUAAAGACCUUGAACUGCCCAAUGCUGCAAGAGUGGUAUCAAUGUUGCACAGGAGAGCACUGGAUGACAAGGUGACAGUGCGGAAGUCUGCGCUACAAGUGUUGGAGAACUUAAUGCGUCUUGACAACGAGAUGCUCACGGAAAAGAAUUUGGAAGUGUUGGCAGAGCAUUGUCGUGAUCCGGCACUGCUUGUGAGGAAACAGAUCAUAACAUCUCUGUCAACUCUUAUGAACUGUUACCCUGAGCAUGAAACUGUUAUCUCAACCUGGAUCAUGGGUGUUAUUCCUCUUAUUCUUGAUCCUGAGGUAAAAGUUCAAGAACGUGUUGUCGAGGUUCUUGACCAGCUGCUGUUCAGGAAUUUGUUGGUCCAUGGUCACCCUCAGUCAGGAACUCCAGAAAACAAGCUUCCUUGGCUCAUUCUUGGUGCCAUCAUAAAACGGAGCUUUCAUAAGUUCUUCAACAAAGCUCUUGUUAUGUGGUCCAAGUCAGAAUUUGUGAAGCCCAAGGUGAUAAAGUUGGUACGAAGUCACAUUGGCAAGGAAAACAAUGAGGAAGCCUGGACUUUACUGGCACUACUCUCGACCUAUAUCACGGUGAAGGAUGCUACGUUUGCUGUGGAUUACUUUGAAGAACACUGUCAAGUUAAUUCAGAGGUGGGAUCUUACACUCUCCUACAAGUGUUAAAGGUGUUAAACAACAGCAUCAAGCAUGUGCCAGGGGAUCGUGCAGAGGCCUUGCAGCAGCAGCUUCUAGAACCAAUCACCAGUUUUUCUGUGGGAGCUGAGCUCAUAUCCCACAUGAUGGAUACCAUUACUCUUCUCAGCUAUAGUCUGCAUGGUGAUGAUGUAGAAGGUCAAAAAGCAAUAGAAAAAUGGGCAGCACCGCUUCUGAAGAACUGUGAUGAACAUUUAAAGCAUAUAUUGUUUGAAAGGGCUAAGCCAUUAAAUAGUGUUGGUGAGGAGAAGCUUUUCAGACACUUGUUCACCUUGGGAGAGACAUCCAUGCUGUGUCCACAGAAAGUGAACAAGAGGAUGUUUCUCAUGCUUCAGAGUAUCAUUUUCCACCAGCCUGGAGAUAAGUUCACUACAACAACUGCUCCAUCAUCACAAACACAGAGCUCCCAACCCACCACAAUUACUUUUGCUCCCACCACACGUGUCCAGGCAUUAGCUGUGGUUACAUUAGGCAAGAUGUGCCUACAGCAUGAGGAUCAGGCCAAACGCAUCAUUCCUGCUUUGGGGAAGAUGCUCGAUACAACAAAACAUUCAGCUAUCAAGAUCAAUAUUGUCUUUACUUUGUCAGAUAUGUGUGUCAGGUAUGCAACAUUAGUUGAUCCUUUGAUGCCUCAAGUUACAGCAUGCCUUCGUGAUCCAGACAUCAGAGUGCGCCGUACGACACUGACACUGCUCAUCAAUCUGCUGCAGGAAGAUUACCUAAAAUUAAAAGGAUCCUUUUUUUACAGAAUUUUACAGUGUCUUACAGAUGACCAUGAGGAUAUCCGCAGUACUGUUAUCUUCUACAUAACAGAACGAUUAUUGAAACGCUUCCCAAAGAUUCUGAAUCAGCACUUCAUUGAAUGCAUUUUUCACUACAAUUGUUAUGAGGAGCAUGAAUCAUACAACAAAUUUACACAGAGCUCCAUGGAAAAGGAAUUGUUCUCCCUUGCGGGCAAAGAACACACAAAAGAUCGUCACCUGAUUUAUCGCUUUAUGCUGGACCACAUGCCUGAUGACCAGCGCUUUUCUACAACCCAGCGCCUUUGUCAGGAUGUUCUUGGUGGAGUGGUUGAUGGGCGUAUCAAACUGACACCAUCUAGCCUACCCAUGCUGCAAGACACACUCACGGUACUAAGCUGUGAUGAGAUCAAGCUUGCCUCUUUGAAAAACAGACCAGAGGAUGUUGACCAACCAACAGAUCAGGCUGAGCAAGCAGCUAUGGCAGGGAUGGUCAUCAAGAAGACCAUCAUCUCUCAGGAUCAUUGGAUUCCCAAGGUGGUGAAGCGCCAUGUUAUUGAAAAUAUUGUACCCAUUCUGAUUGCCAUGAAGCAUAAGUUGGAAGAACAUCGAUCACCUCUGAUGAAACAUCUCUUACUCUACCUGAAGGAAAUUAUGAAGGAUUACAAGAAUGAGGUGAAGGAGAUUCUGACAGGAGACAAGCAAUUAGCAAAGGAAAUUGAAUUUGACUUACGACGUUUUGAUCAAGAACAGCAGGAAGAAGAGCAAGUGAACAAUGUAGGAGUUGAGGAAGCUGGUCAGUAUAGGGCAGCAGAGCAGAGUCAGGUGCAAGAUGGUAAUCAAGACAAAGAAAUCUCUGAGGAGAAACAUGAGGUAGGACCUUUGGGUUCCUCUCCAAUACUCCCACCACGAAUAUUAAACCCAGACAAGAGGGGAACACCUUCCAUGGGUUCAGGCAGUAAGAGCCCGUCUGCAUCCAGCAAUGAACUUCGUAAAUUGGCUUUACUGAAUUGUAAAACUAUAGCUGCCAGAAGGAGGAGUAUUAGUGUUCCUACCUUUAAUAUAUCAGCUGCCUCAAAUAAUGCAUCCGGUGUGGUGAAACAACGCAGAUGCAGUAUGAGUGACUUUAGGGAAAAAACUAGUGAGCCUGUUAAAAUGAAACCACCGGAGAAAGAUAAGAGUCAUGUAGACCCACGACCAGUUGGAGGCUACCCAACCCAAGGUGAUCAAAUGAUACCUGAACAUAUUCCAAAUCAAAAGAAAGAUAAGGGGGAUUUAAUGCGUGCUAUAAGUACUCCACAAGCAGAGAAGAGUGUCAUUAGUAAUAUUACAUUUGUUAAUGAGACACAGGAAGUUAGUGCUAUUAGCAUAGACUCAACCAUCUCAUUUGCUAAUAAAGAUGAAGACAGACAACCAAAAUUGCUCCUUCAUCUAAAGCGUCCUGAAGCCUAUGCAAAAGAAUCGGACUUUAGUCGUCUACGGAAAAGUACUAGAAGAAACCUCAAUUCUGAACUGGUUAAAGUUAGUAAUGAAAUUAUUAAAGAGAAACGUCAGUCAGGAGGACUUUAUGAAUCUUACUCCAGUGAGGUCACCGAUAGUGAGGAUGAAUCUUCCAUCCAAAGUAAGAGGCCUUCAUCACCAGCCAGAACCACCCCAAAGACCCAGAAGUCAGAAAGUCGAGGUAAAGUGAAAAGAACAAGAGACAUGGCAUCCCUUAGCCCUGAUCCUACAAAGACCCACCCUAAUACACAAACAGCAAAGCCAAGUCAGAAGAGAAGUAAAAAAAAAAAAUAAGUAAUGUACAGUAGCUAAAACAACUAUCUGUGCAGGUAGGGGUUGAUAUGCUCCCAAAUUUUACGUGUGACUAGUGACAGCCCUCAUAUACCAAAAUUUACCGUCCAUGGUCUCAUGUUGUUUCCCACGACGUAUGCACAGAUUGUUGUUUUAGCUACUGUACAUGAGGGCAGUAAGUGCAAUUCACUGAGCUUGGCAUUACACUAUAUGUAUAUAUUGUAUAUAAUAGAAUUUAUUAGAACAUUUUUUUACUUUAUUUUGGUUAAGCGUUGGGUUAAAAUGACGACAGAAUUGUACUGAGAGGAUAACUUUUAUGCCAUAUUACACCUAGUAGUUUCUUUAGCUAUAGCCAGUUCUCCUGCAUUUAAAUGUAACAUUAUUUGCUAGAAAUGUUGGACAAUUAAACUUGUCAUCAGUAAUACAGGUACAGUAUUAUUAUUAUGGAAGUACUAUCCUAGGCCUAUCAUGGAAGUAUUACAUCACAAAUUUUAUCAGAGCUUAAGUACUGUAAUGUUCCUUCUUACUCUGUUACCUAUAUUUAAGCGCAAUAAAUCACUGCUUAUUUGAA